Calypte anna (Anna's hummingbird) is the source of this 2125-nucleotide messenger RNA. It is a transcript of the gene SLC35C1, whose product is annotated as solute carrier family 35 member C1. NCBI's taxonomy places the organism in Eukaryota, Metazoa, Chordata, Aves, Apodiformes, Trochilidae. Gene Ontology annotation, biological process: GDP-fucose import into Golgi lumen; protein O-linked glycosylation via fucose. The coding region runs from base 27 to 1130 and encodes 367 amino acids. The record is from RefSeq and is a predicted model, not a curated record. The transcript is spliced from 2 exons. Gene Ontology annotation, cellular component: Golgi apparatus. Gene Ontology annotation, molecular function: antiporter activity.
UGCGGCCGCCCGCCCGCUCGCCCGCCAUGACCAGGGCGCAGCUAACGCGGACGCGGAUCCUGCGUAUGGCGCUGGGCGGUGACAGCGCCGACCCGCUGCUACCGGCGGAGGGCGAUGGGGGCCGGCGGGCACCCUUCCUGCUGCGGGCCCUGCGCAUCGCCGUGGUGGUCUGUCUCUACUGGUUCACCUCCAUCGCCAUGGUCUUCCUUAACAAGUACCUGCUGGACAGCCCCUCGCUGCGCCUCGACGCCCCCAUCUUUGUCACCUUCUUCCAGUGCGCCCUGACGGCCACCCUCUGCUUGGGACCCAGCCUGGGGGCAGCCUGCGGGCCUCCCUGCCCUGGCCUGCCCACCCUCCGGCUCGACCUCAAGGUGUCCCGCAGUGUCCUGCCCCUCUCUGCCGUCUUCAUCGGCAUGGUCACUUCCAAUAACCUCUGCCUUAAGCACGUCGGUGUGGCCUUCUACAACGUGGGACGCUCCCUCACCACGGUCUUCAACGUGCUGCUCUCCUACCUGCUCCUCAAGCAGACCACCUCCCUCUACGCCCUCCUGGCCUGCGGAGUCAUCAUAGGUGGCUUCUGGCUGGGUGUUGACCAGGAAGGAGCAGAGGGCACACUGUCAUGGACAGGUAUAUUCUUUGGGAUCUUAGCAAGCCUCUGUGUCUCUCUCAACGCCAUCUACACAAAGAAGGUGCUGCCUGUGGUGGAUGGUAGCAUCUGGCGCCUGACCUUCUACAACAACCUCAAUGCUUGUGUCCUCUUCUUCCCCCUCAUGAUGGUGCUUGGCGAGUUUCGCACCCUCUACCAUUUUGACAAGCUGUGGAAUCCCAGUUUUUGGGGCAUGAUGAUCCUCGGGGGAGUAUUUGGCUUUGCCAUUGGCUACGUGACAGGACUGCAGAUUAAGUUCACCAGCCCACUCACCCACAACGUGUCUGGGACUGCCAAGGCCUGUGCUCAAACAGUGCUGGCUGUUAUCUACUUUGAGGAAACAAAGAGCUUCUUGUGGUGGACAAGUAACUUAAUGGUGCUGGGAGGCUCCUUUGCCUACACAUGGGUAAAAGGGCUGGAGAUGAGAAAGGUUCAAGAGGAUCCUAAUGUCAAAAACAGUGCAAGAAAUGAGAGUGGUGUGUAAGCAACUCCUGCACCUCUAUUUCUGUACUGAGGAGGUUACCCUUUGGUGCUCAUUUCUUCCUGGGGAGUAGAAGAACAAGGAGCAUGAAGAAAUUCACCUCCUAAGUGUGUGGGGGAACUGUGUCAGGAACCAGAGCCAAAGGCCUGACCAUAUCAUGUGUUAUCCAUGGGAUCUCACUCUGUAUUGGAGUUGGGGAUAGCAUGUGUUGUAGAGAACAAUCAUGGUUUUUGUGAUAAUUUUUUAAAAAUUGAUGUUGCUAUUUACCUAAUCUGGGUAAUUUGCAUCUUGGGUGGGGAGGGGUUGGGCUCAGGCUUGUAGCAGUCAAAGACCAGGAUGGGAGUUUUGUGUAGUUUGAGAUCUAGAAUUAACUGAAUGAAUGCAGUCUGAAGUUACGAAAUCCUGAACCUGAUAGGAAGAGGCAGGCAGCCAGACUGUUGGGGAUAGGCUUCUUGUAAACUGUUCUGCUGUCAAAUGAUUAGUAACAGCUCUGCUUCCUGUUGUCCUGGUCCAUACAAAGGAUGGGAAUUUCCCUCCCUUCUGGUUCUGUACAAGCCUGAGCAGCAGCAGUGUGUCCAAAUCUCCAAAGAGUCAGUGUCACAUCCUGCUGAGGUCUCUUGUGUUUCUUUCCACCUGGUUUAUUUGCUCCAGAAAUCAUGCUAAGAAUCAGGAAUUAAACUUCUUAUUCUCUCUGCACCAUGUUCUGUGGGGGAUGGUGUGCUCUCUCAAGUGGGCUCUCUCAGGAGAGUGGCCUCUGCCUCUCUCAGUGACAAGCACAUGGGGAAAAGUUACUUGGAAGCACUGGGUAGAGAUCUCAGUUCAUGGGAUUCACAACGUUUGUGGUCUUUACCCUCUGUGUAGGGGGUAGAUUUGUGUUGGAAAAUGGGUUUUUUACUAAUUAUGCAUCUUUUGGGGAACUUGUUCCAUUCCUACCUUGAAUCUCCUCUGGUGUUUGCAGUUUGUCUUGUAGCUUGUUCCUUUUAAACACCCCCCAUGAU